CUACAAAAUGGUGUUCCAGCUCUGGUGAGCUUCUUCAAGGGUUGUCCGGACGACUGGGUCACUCUGAACGCUCCAGUCAGGCAAAGAGGGUGUCGACGUCUCCUGUUUAGGUGGAUCAAGACGAACCUCUUUUCGGACAGCCUCUCACCCGAAAGGGAGGAUUCAGCUUUCAUUUCUGCAUACACUUUUUUCAAUUCGCCAACCUCUUUGUUGAUCGUCACUUGUCGUUUGCCCCUCUCGUCUGUCUGGACGGUACAACUUUCUGACGGCCCAUUGUCUCUUCGCCUAUUCCGCCCCCACAACUCUGCAAGCAGUCGGCUUUCGCGACGUCCUACACACAUUUCACACACACUCUCUCUCUCUUUUUGGCGUUCGUUGGCGCGAUCCUUUUCUCGCGUAAACCCAACCGAAAGUGUCACGUUCUACUCUCUUGAGUCUAUUAUUAUUCACUUUCUCUGCCCCCUUCUCGAUAGUAGUACAUUCACACAUUUCAAGUCGAGCACACUUCGUCGUCACACCAGUCGGUCCUUGCGUCGCCUGUACCCUUCCUUCGUUUGGCACCUCCGAGUCCGCUUGCAGUCACUCGUUUCUGGGUGUGUUGCAGCCGGAUUCCUGUACUUUUCGGGUAUGAAUCCAACUAGCUGCUCGGUUCUGCCAAGUCAUCGUUCGCUUCCAGUCUCCCCGAGUCUGAUGUCUUCCGAUCGGACUCAGGCCCAUUCUCUCAUUCGUCUGCGCACUUGGUUCCAAACCCACUACCACUCGUUGCCACGCGCCCCCAAGACCCUUCGAAAUGCGGUCAGCCCUUUUCUCGGUCAUCCCAGACCGAGCCCCGACUCGUCUUCCGGCAUCCGCACUCUCGACACCACUUACCUGUCCUUCCCUCUCCCUGUCGACCCUUUGCCCAAACCACACACACGCACACAAUCACGUCACACCCGCACCGUCACAAUGUCGCCGGCCGCGGACCUCUGCUCUCCCGGCUCCACUCAACACGUCCACGCUGCAGCCCGCCGCCGGCUCUACUCCUGCAUGGCGGAUCCUCUGGCCGCGGCAUCGCAGAAUGUGCUGCGACUGAAACGGGUCUCCGACUCACCCCAGCUCUUGGUCAUCAGCAAGUCGCUGGGCCAGGCAAGUGGUACCGCAUUUUUGUGA
Messenger RNA from Protopolystoma xenopodis, 1152 nucleotides. NCBI's taxonomy places the organism in Eukaryota, Metazoa, Platyhelminthes, Monogenea, Polystomatidea, Polystomatidae. The record is from the annotation of a GenBank genome assembly.